This is a messenger RNA of Rhizopus microsporus ATCC 52813, 393 nucleotides long. RefSeq names its product non-metastatic cell 5. Gene Ontology annotation, molecular function: nucleoside diphosphate kinase activity. The record is from RefSeq and is a predicted model, not a curated record. Lineage: Eukaryota; Fungi; Mucoromycota; Mucoromycetes; Mucorales; Rhizopodaceae. Gene Ontology annotation, biological process: GTP biosynthetic process; UTP biosynthetic process; CTP biosynthetic process. The annotation marks the transcript as partial. The transcript has 3 exons.
CAAAAGACACUAGCCAUUAUUAAACCUGAUGCAUACCACGCCAAGGACAGAAUCAUCGAGCGUAUCCGACAAGAAGGAUUCACGAUCGUUCAAGAAAGAGAAAUCACCUUGACAGAGGAAACAGCUAGACUCUUUUACAAAGAACACGAAGCUAAACCAUUCUAUGAGGAUGUUGUAAAGUGGAUAAGCAGUUCGCCCAUUUAUGCGAUGGUUCUCGAAAAGGAAGACGCUGUGCAGUCAUGGAGACUACUCAUAGGCCCAACAGAUUCAAAUAAAGCCAAGGCAACUGAGCAAAAUAGUAUCCGAGCUCUCUUUGGUACAGACGCGUUACAUAAUGCCGUACAUGGGAGCGACUGCCAUACAAGUGCAGAAAGAGAAAUCAAUCUCUUGUUU